GUUGACAAUUUGAUAUAGACCGUUGGCACCGGACGGGGGAUUUCAAUCCUGGGAUUUACGGCGCAUUUACAGAUCCUGCUGCGAGGCCUCACUCCCCUGUUACCCGCCAGUGGGGAUUUCUUCCCCUUGGUGAGUCCAACACAAAAAAAUACCUCUUGCUCCUGGCUGUCAGAUCUCCUUACAUCGUUGUCAAGCAUGAGCUGAUAUAUUCUCUGGACAGCCAAAAUCAAGCUAUAGACUCCUACGAAGAACCAGGCGUGUAUAUAUAUAGCGUUCAUCCAUUACCAGGCCCUUAUGGUUGGUGUUAAACCAACUCCCCGUCUCCCUCCGCCAGGGAAGGCCGGGAUUCGACGGCCGCCAGUCGAGCGUCUAGCAAGCUUGAAAAGGCCUAAUCCUACUCCUAUCCGACGUCCACAGUCUAUCCAUGUCCCUCAGAACCAUCAGCACCAGCACCCGCAACAGCAGACACAAAAAUCAAAUACGACCGUACCUCCCAAAACAUCAAAAUGUCCGAACCCAAGUUGUCCUGAUCCCAACAUAGUAGAGGAUGACGGACAGAAGGUCUGUGCCGGGUGUGGUACUGUUAUCAGCGAGUCCAAUAUCGUCUCAGAAGUUACAUUCGGCGAAGCUUCGUCAGGAGCUGCUAUCGUUCAAGGAACCUUUGUCGGUGCAGACCAGAGUCAUGGACGCAGCUUUGGACCUGGAUUCCAGCGUGGUGGUGGCAUAGAAAGUAGAGAAAUAACCGAGCAGAACGGUAAGCUCUGUCCCUCUAGGUGUAUGUGCGAAUGGCUUGAGGAAUCUAACAUGGUAUAGGAAAUCGAUAUAUUGCGCAGCUCUCCCGGGCCUUGAACAUCCCAGAAAGUGCCUCAAAAGCCGGAGGGCAAGUAUUCAAGCUUGCGGUAGGGCUUAACUUUAUCCAGGGACGUCGAACAAAGACCGUAGCUGCGGUAGCUCUUUAUAUUGCAUGUCGGCGUCAAGAUGGAAACACAAUCAUGUUAAUUGACUUUGCAGAUGUACUUAUGAUCAAUGUAUUCAAACUGGGUAGAGCAUACAAAGCACUACUUGACGAGCUGAAACUGGGGGGGAACCAUUUCAUCAUGAAUCCAAUCGACCCGGAAAGCUUGAUCUACCGAUUCUCAAAACAGCUAGAAUUUGGCCCUGCCAUGAUGCAGGUUGCCAGUGAAGCCGUCCGAAUCGUUCAGAGAAUGAACCGUGACUGGAUGAUUACUGGUAGACGGCCAGCAGGCAUAUGUGGUGCUGCUCUCAUCCUGGCUGCACGAAUGAACAACUUCCGCCGUACUGUCCGUGAGGUAGUUUAUGUCGUCAAGGUUACGGAACUAACCAUUCACCAACGCCUAAACGAGUUUAAAGCUACAGAAAGUGGUGGUCUUACCGUUGAUGAGUUCCGGUCUGUACAGUUAGAAACCUGUCAUGACCCACCUUCUUUUUCGCACUCCAAGGACAAGAAGGCUGCAUUACAGGGCAAGAAAAGAAAAGCUGCUGAAGUGGAAACCGGAGCUGAUGCUGGGCGGGAUCAAGUAUCUCUCAGGGUGGUCCAGGCCAAAGCUCCUCGGGUUGACGCAGAUGGAUUCGCCAUCCCCGAAAUUCCCAUUGAUCCGGCUCUGCUAGCCUCCGAUAAGCAGCAAGAGCCGUCCGAAAACUCCGGUGCUGUUAACGAAUAUGGUCUUCAAAACGACGGGAAACGUUCCAAGCCUAAGGGCAGUAGAAGCGCUCCUUAUCCUGAACCUACGGAAUCCGAGCUGGCCUCGGAGUCUGCUUUGGAAGACGAGAUGACAGCCCUAUUGUCAUCCAAUUCCGACCUUGUCAACAGCACUGCCAAGCCAACAACAGAUACUACCAAUACUGAGAUAGCUCAACCUAAACCUACCGAAGACGGCGAUAAAGAUGCCGACCAUCAGGAUACCGAGCCAAAUGCAUAUACUGACGACUCUACCACUCCACCUAAACCACAACAACCGGUAUCAUCAGAUGUCGAAAUUAGCCCCUUAGAAUUUGAAGACGACCCGGAAGUGCAAUUCUGCCUUCUAUCUCCCGCCGAAGUAGAAAUUAAAGAGCGAAUCUGGGUUCAUGAAAACAAAGACUACCUUCGUACACAGCAAGCAAAAGCACUCCGAAAAGCCCUUGCCGAAGCUGGCUCAGAUCCUUCAAGAUCUGGCGCCCAUCGCCCACGAAAACGCCGCAAGGGCCGUAUAGGAGAUGUCACAUAUCUUUCGAGAGAAUCAAAGAAUGCAGACGGUGAGUCCGUGGCUGGAUCACGCGCCUCGACCCCAGCAGAAGCAACGAGGCUCAUGCUUGAAAGACGUGGAUUCAGCAAGAAGAUAAACUACCAGCUUUUCGAGCAGAUGUAUGGUGACAAUGACGAGGCAGCCAAUGAAGAAGCCGGGAGCAUCAUUACAGUCAAGAGGAAAGAUAGUGAAAGCGACGCCAGUCGCCGAAGCAGAAGUCGCAGCGUUAGCGUCAGCCGAAGUGUUCGCGGCUCAAGCAUCGCAUCUGAAGGAGGAGGCAUAUUUGGUGGACGGGCGUCAGGAAAUAGGUCGAAAUUACUGAAACCGAUCCGAACACCCGUGAAAUCUACCAUGAAGAAAUCUGCUGCUCCGGCAGUGGUGCCAGCUUCGACCAGCCCAAGUAAACCGGCUGUUGAACCUACAUCCAAGGAAAUCACACAGCCGUCAGCGUUUCAAAUGGUACCUAAAGCUGAUGUAGAAGCGACGGUGACAACGGCUCCAGCCCCGGCUCCGGGAAAGCUGAAGUCGCAGCAGCAGCCCACGGACCCCAACGAAGAGAUUCUAGGCUAUUUGCCAGAUGCCGAAGAGGAUGAGCUACCUGCCGGGGCAGAGGAUGUCGAUGACGAGGAUGAAGAGGAGGACGACGAGGAAGAGGAGGACGAUGGUGUCGAGGCUGCGUUUGCCGGGAAUUAUUAUGACGAAGGGAGUGAAGGAGGAUAUGAUGAUGAUUAUUUCUAACGGUAUUUAAUCGAAUGGUCAAGGAUAGAGAUGCAUCUUCAGGGGUGUACGGCGAAAUUGCAGGUGUUUGGCAAUUGAUUAGCGUCGCCUGUGCCGUAACCACCGAGACUCAUAUGUUCUUAUAACCCAUUUACUUCUCUAGUAGAAUCACGGAAAUAUAUAAUGGCAAGUAGCUGAAUGUUAGGAGAAUAAUUAAUUUUGUUCUCAGUAUUUCAUUGGUAGUUUUUACAGCGGUCGUCUCAUGAGUUGUAUGGAUCAAUAAUGGCGGGUAGAGAGCCAGUGAUCAGCUGGUCAACAACACUUAAGGGAUAUGAAAAAAGGAAGAUAUAGAAACCAUGUGAGACUGGCGAAAAAAUAGAACAAGAUAGAUGAAUAGAUAGAAUACCGAAAUGUGCGGAAAUAGAAAGAAGAAAGAACAUUGAGUGACAAAAGAAACCAGCUUCAUCACCUUAAAUACGUUCCACAUGCCGAUCCGGGGUUAGUCGGUUUAGCUGAUCCGCAACAUCGUUCGAUCGUCAGUCGUUCGAAUGGCGUCCAUCUCUGUAGCGUUGUGGCUGGAGGCGUCUAGUCGAUUUCCAUCUGGAUGUCCGUUCCGGUUGAGGUUCCUGUUGUUCCCAUCAUACAUCCGUUCAUGCCACCGGUAGCAACCGGGAUUCCCUUGUCUUCCACUUGCCGUUCAGGCGUCUUUUCAGCUGCUUUUAAUACUGCUGAGCCAGCUUCGAAGGCAAUUGGUGAAGACUGAAGGUUACGAAUUGAAGACUGCCAGUCCCUGCCGACCAGUUGGCCUUCAAUAAGGUUAUCGUCGAAAAGGUAGAAGUAUCGCUGGGCGGCACUGUCGCUCUGAUGCUGACCUUUUGGAAGGGCGGAGACAAGGUAGACAUUCAAGCCACGAUGCUUAAGCAUAAUUUGGGCAUCGUGUAGGUGUGUGGAGAAGUGGUUGUUGAUGUAUUUCUCCCAACCACGGAUGGCAGCAACCAUAUCUUUGUCAUCGUUAGCCAUGCGUUGCCAGCUGAUACCUAGUAGUCGAGUAGCAUCAUCAACAUGUGGCAUUUCGGGCCCCUUGGGGGAAGAUCCGGAUCCGCAAACGUCAUCCGUGUUCGAUUGGAGUUUGUUGGCGAUUGACAAGGCGGUUAUGUCAUCGUAAGCAGAAGCGGUAGCGUCGAGCCGUUGUGUCUUCCGACUGGGCAGAGGGUUAAUAUGGUCAUGGUUGACGUCAGUGGUGAUAGGAACGGAGAUCCGGUUGCUAACUGCUUUCUCCUCUGCUUUCUCUUCAUACCAGGUCCCUGUCUGGCUGGAUGCGGAGACGGCUAGUCCAGAUUUUGGAUUGAUGAGGACCAUUCCUUCGCCGUAGAUUGGUUCCUCUUCUAGUACGGUUGGUGGAGUGAGUGCCUUUUGAACAGCAAUGUUAUUAUGGUGGUCAUUAUUGCCUAGGUCGAAUUCGUCUCUCGAUCGUUUGCGUGACGGUGCAGCAGUAUACUGAGUAGCAUUCAAAGGCGUCUGGCGGCCUAUGAAGGACUUGGGUGGCCCAGACUGAAUACCGUCUGCAUGAGCAGAAGCAUGAUGGGGAAAGCGGGAACCGCCGGAAUGGGCAAACGAAUGGUUCAUCGAGUCGGUAGGCGCAAGCUGAUUGGUCUGGUGAAGCUGAGAGGGCGGAGGCAAGGCGACGGUUGGUCCGUUGAAGUAGUUGUUGAAGAGAGAUGGACCCAUGGUUGAUCUAAAUAGAAAAGAGGAGAGUACUGUUAAAAAAAAAAAAUGUCGGAAAGGGAAAGCUGCUAGACAAUGCUGAUAAGUAAAUCUGCAAGAUUGAAAAGAGAAAGUUAUUUCGUUUUGUCUUCUUCUUCCUUUGUGGGUAUCCGCCGGAUUAAUAGGCGCAAUGUAGAGAGAAGAGGCUGGCGAGGUAUGAGGAUGGGGGAUGCCGAGGAGAGCAGUGACGUUAAGAAGAGCAGGAAACAUAAAAUGAGAUGCGCCGUGGCAGAGAGGUCCACGGGGGGAGAAUAGUUAAGCGAGCCACCGUUGAGACGUUGGAGGCGGGCCAGUUGGUAGCUGUCGGUAUUUUGACGUUGAGGUUGUAGGUUGUAGUUGGAGAGAAAAGAAGUUGAAAGUUGGGAAAGACGAAGAAGAAGAAGAAGGGCUUAGUCAGCAAUAGCCUUGCAAGGACAACCCCAGAUACGGAAAGGAGCUACCUCGGUGGUACUUUCCAUGCGCGGCAUUAGACCCGCAGGAAGCAGGUCCCACCCCCUGUUGCCUUAGAUAGCCAAUGGGAAGCGACACUCGUGAGCUUAUUCAGUGCCAAGGACGGAGUCACAGCCAACAAGAACUGCAUUCUCUUGUGGCCAAGACGUUGCAGCCGGGAGUGGCUGGGCUUAAAGGAGAAGCGCGAUGGAUCAUUGUCUUAGUCAGCAAAGACGAUCUGGGGCAAGUUUAAACGCUUAGUAAGCUUAUCUGUAGCCCAGAAAUUCUUUCUUUUUUCAUGACUGAUGGAAGGAGCUUAUUUCUUGUUUGCAUUGUUUGUUGCUUGUGUACAAAGAGCUGAGAAGGAAGAAAGGAAGAGAUAAAUAAAAGCAGGCGGUUUUGGAAAGAAACAGCGUCUAGUGUUUGAAUGGGAUAAGAAGAGCAGAAAUAGUGAAGGGAAGUAAGUAAGAAAGAAGAAAAGCAGGACGUAGUGAAAGCAGUCGCCUUGCCCGGGUGAAAGGAGACAUGAUUACAAGGCAUUUGUUGUAAAGUUGUACAAACAAGAAUGAAGCAAGAGCUUAAAAAGUAAAGGGGGAAAAAGAAUGAAAAAAAAAAAAAAGCACAUCUUCCCUUCUCAGUUUCUAGAAGCCUUCGGUUUCCUCCUGUCCUUUUUGUGCAUAUCGUACCAUUAAUAAACCAGCGAAAAAGAAAAGUAGACAGCACGCGGUGUCCUGUGAUGCAGUGAAAUCAGUUCGUAAAUGGGUUUUGAAACAAAGGGAGUCGACGUAUCCAUCGAUCCCUUUUCCACUUUUUAGUCUAAAACGCGGAGAGAAGACAAGGCUUUUUACUGCCCGGAGACUUUGCCUGGAAGCAUUCCCUUGACAACUUUGGGGUCAACGGAGCCUCCGAACUGGAACAUGAGGAUGACGAGGACGAGGACGCCCAUUCCAAUGAGAAUGAGGCGACUUCUGGCCGGGUGAGUGGAGGAGUACUCUGCCCAUUGGCGGAGACCUUGGUUGGUGUACUCUUUCAUCUUCUCGACGCCGAGCUUGUAGUAGAUCAGACCACCCAGGGCAAUGGUAUAACCGAAGAGCUGGAGAGGAGUGACGGGAGUCUUCCACCACAAAGCAGAAAUGGUGACGAGAAGAAUAUCCUUGAGGACACCGCAGAGGGUCAAAACAAGAGAAGAAGUUUUACCAAUCUGUUUAUGUCACGUUAGCAUUACACAAAGAUCAAUAUUAACCUUGCGCAUAUAGAUACGUACCAGGAAAACGACGGAGACGUUGAGAAGGAAGGCAACCAUGGCGUUGGCCAGGAGGGUGAUAACACCGGCCUUGUAGAUAUGGUCCAUAGUCAAGUCUGGCACCUCCAUGAACAAUGCAACCACGCCGUUCAUGACAGCACAGACUGGGGCGAAGUAGUACAACGAGACCAAGGGGUCCAUCUUGUACUCAGCAGCGCUAAGGAGCUGCUGCACCAUGACGAGACGAGUAGCUUCGAAGACGAUACCUGCAAUUUGGAAGAUAAAUCCGAUCAUGACGAAGUGGAUCUCGCCGAAGGAGGCAAUGAUAACACCAAUGACGAUGAAAGAUACAUUCAUAAGCACUUUCAUAUUAGGUGGAGAGAUGCUGAGGGCCCAGGUGACGAGCAACACGGCAACGGGGGUAGUGGCCUAUAAACGGCUAACGUUAGCUUAUCAUAAUCUUGUUGCGAUUUUAGUAUAUAGUAGGAAACCUACCUUGAGCAUCUGAAUGAAGGCAACGCUGAGAUAGAGGUACGUCUUGUUUCCACAGAUCAAGCUCAGACUGAAAAAGAAGCCAAUUGGCACUAUAGCACGGAGGUAGACACGGCCAGUCAUCUUAACCUUCUUCCGUCCAUCGAGGAGGUUGGUGGUUCGUGCUAGUACCUGUGUCAUGAAGGCCGCAAACGCAAGAUGCCAUGUUGUAAGGAUGACGGCUAUUGAUAUGGGAGUCAGGAUAACUCUAUUUCACCAGCGGAGAAUAAAAAGACGUACGGAAUGCUAUAAUCACACGGUCAGCAGUCUGGUUAAACCGGGUAAAAACAAAGAAAAAGGAUGUCAAGACGACUUACGGAAUUUGUUCUGCUUCUUAUCGAGCAGGUCCUUGUUGAACAGAAUAACCGCCGAACUCAACGUAAUCCAAGCGCUGCAUGAUUCACCGUCAGCACCACACGUCGUCCACCGCAACUCUGCCACAGAUAAAACUCGGGGUCGCAAGCAGAGCAGAGGCAACUUACAUCACGUAGAAUGCCGGAUGGAAUGAAGGCUUGGGCGGUUCGCUCUUCGUCGCCGCCGGGUUGACGGUCGGCAGUGUCUGGCUAUCGUCCUUUCUGUCAUCUAUCUCCAUGGCCAUGGCCGGCCCAGCGGCAGCACCAGGCUGUAUCUCGCCGGAGGUCCUGGCCUUCUCUUGCUCGCCCAUCUUCUGCACGGCACUGGACAGUGAAUGAGCCUGUAAAGCGACGAAGCGAUGGAAGUCGAACGGCCGUGACCGUAGGAGGUUGCUCUGGCCGAACGCGUUGGACGCCAGGGCAGUAUCGAAUGGCGGUCCCUUGGGCGGAUUUGUCACGGAAGGGAGACGGUCAAUUAGCAAGAUGAGACUGUUUUCCGACCCUCUGGAUGGCUGUACUCGGGGUAAAAGGGGGCAAGGUCAGGAACUUGUCUGGCUGUCUUUUAAAAUAUACCACGAUCGAGCAAGGGAGGGAAAAAAAAAAGGUGCGUCGGGAAGUUUGGCAAAAGGAAUUAUGCAGGUUAAGCAGUGAGAUAAGUAGUGAUGGGCGAAGGGGCCACGCAACACGCUUAUUAAGGUGGAAACGGCAGACUAUUCAGUCAUAUAUAUACGGAGUAGACGCAGCUUUUUUAUCUCGACAGAAGACAUACGACGGUGGCAUGCAUGGCUCGGUGUUCUCGCUGUCUUUGUUGUUGCCCUGCUUGCUAGUUAUGUGCAGAGCAGCUCGGGGUGGUGACGAUGGAGGCCGGUUCAUGCCUACAUGAUAUCCUGCUCCAUGUCCCGAAUAUCAACAUCAAGCUGGCCAUGGAUAUACCCAUCUAAACCACUACAAUAUAUAUCUAAUGGUCUGUUUUGGAACAACUUCCAACCCUCCUGCCAACGCCUCCCCCUGUGCAGCCCUGUCUUGUCUUAUUUCUGUGUUCCAUCUUGAGGGCUAAAGCAGGUUCUUCAAGAGGAGGAGGUAUCUAUAUACGAGUAGAGGAUAUGAGUGAGCUUUCCUACCAGCAGCUAUGCUAUCAAAGUUACUCGAGUGUGUUCAUUUCCUUAUACCUGGGUUGCUAGUUAUAAAACUAAAGAGAUCUACCCCCUUACAAGGACGGUCGCAGUCUCAAUAAGUCAGUUUCUGGACAACUUCAUCGUUAAACCCCUGCAUAAAAUUACCGGGCAUCUCCUCAAUAAAGGCACGCUGGUGAAUCAACUCUGACUGGCUAAUGUUGAGAAACUGGUGAGUGGUUGCCGGACUUCCGUUGGAGCAGACUCACUCCCAUCGCCCGUAGCCUGAGUUCUCAGUGUCCUACGCUUUCCCACAUAGUACUGCGAAUAACCGCAUACCCAGGCUUUGAGGCUAAGUAGGAAAUAGUGAAUUGCCUCUCAGCACCGCACAUCUCACAUCGAUAGCAUAGUGGAAGCAUUUCUCGUGCUAGCUUCUCUUCCUUGAAGCCGGGCCAAAGAUGGUGGCUUCUGCAACUGGUAGCGUAUAUUGCCUCUUGCCUCGACUUCCUGCUAGUAUGUUUGUAUUCCACAUACGAGGUUCUCCUGAAGAUCAAUUCGAAGUUCCCUGCGUUAUUGAUGGCCUUUGGCCUGAUAUGUACAGCAUGUGCGAUCUUUCUUUCCAUGUCUCUCUUGAAAUAGGGCGUCUGGGGUAUCAUAUAAAGCUCAUUUCGUUUGUAGCGAAGGCCUAAUCUAUAGUGAUUAGCAAGCUCUUUUAUUUGUCUAUAGUACAGACGCCGAAAGUUCGGGGCAUAGUCCAGUUGAAUGCCGUUAAGGUCACAGGGCGUUAGGCCGAAAAAACCCUGUAGCAACCGAUCAUGAUAUUUACCGCAUUCAUAGCAAAGGACGUAUUUCGGGAAGUCCAAUUCCAGGUGCUCGAGAGAUCUGGCACGGUACAAGGCAGGCUCCUUGUUGAGCCUUUGUAGAAUUCUUCUCCCACUGGUGGCUUUAUAGGCUGCUCUACAGGUAAGUGAAAAGGCCGCUGCAUCGUCAGGAGGCAGGAUAGAAUUGGCAAGAUAGCAAAGAACAUCAUCGUUUAGUCGGUGAAGAGCUGGUUUCAACCAUCCUUCUGGCCAGAAGCUGUCCUCAGAUGAACGAGAGUCUUCGGCUUUAGACCCGCUGACGGUAUCCCAUUCUGAAUCACGAUCUGACGCUUGCGAGAGUUGUUCGAUUUUCUCUCUCUCUUCCCCUUUUGCUUUAUGAGCUAAGCGGCCGAAGAAUACCCAAGCGCGAUAUAGAUGAAAUCCGAGGGUCUUCAUUUUGUGUGGCACUUGAUCUGUGGAAUGAACUGGCACACAUCCGCGAUUAAAUGGUGGCAAUUGAUCAUUCUUGAGAUGGCUCGUUGGAGAUUACUGGGUAGCAGGAGUAAGACUGCAGAUACUUGAUCAAAAUGGGCCUUCUGCAAUGAAAUUAUCCUGAGGUCAUUGCUUCUAUGUACUACCUGUCAAUUGUCAAUUGUGUUUCGCUUUUAGUGUCAAUGUUUGUUGUCUUUUGCCACAAUUUCGGAAUAAAUAUCAGAACCCAAGUUGUUGAAACUUGUAGGGCUAUGAUGACCUUUAGGAGCAAGCGUUCAAACGCAGGUUGUUUGUAUGCAAUCAUGCUUGCUUUACAAUGUAAGGUAUGGACUUAAGGAGGUAAUGCUAUAAGAUUGGCUCUUUUUUGGUUCACAUACUCCGUACUCUGGACCAUCAAUUCUAGUAAUCAUCGUAGGAAUAAUCAUAGCAAUCGUCAGGCGAGUCUCCGUAAGAACCUCCGUAGGAAUCAUCAUAGCAAUCAUUAUAGCAAUCAUCAGGCGAGUCUCCGUAGGAACCUUCGUAGGAAUUAUCGUAGUAAUCACCCGUGGUUUCACCGAAGGAAUAACCAUCUUGACAGUAGUCAUAAAAAAUCGUUACCAUAGAAUCCUUGAGCAUCCACCAGCUCAAUAAAAGUUCCUGGAGAAGUGUGGGGGCCUUCAAAAUCUUCCUCGUCGUUGGUAUAAGAUUCAGGUUGAUACCCUAAGGGCCCACUGUUGCUACCCACAAGAAUGAAUAACUAGCCACAAUAACAAGACGAAUAAAUCAAUUCUAACCAAAUUGGCCCAGUACAAAUCUGCUCUUUAACCUUAGUGAUAGAGAAAUCUCCCCCUUGCAUAUACUAUUCAUCAAGUAUUGGAUUUGUAGAACUCACCAAUCUUCUUCAGAUUCAUAAUAACCACAAUCCUGACUACCGUUGUAAUAAUUAUCAAACGCUCGGUUGGCCCAGUGAUCAGCGUCACGGUUUUCCUCUCUCGGAACAUGCUGAAAUUCGACUUUUAUACCGGAUCGUUCCAGAGAGUCUCUUGCUGAACUAAGUUGUUGGAAGAGCUCUCUAUUAACCACUGACUGGCCAUUGGCAGUCCGGUAUCCAUUUGACUCCCACCUACGACUCCAUUCGUUGACGCCUUUGACCAUGUACUCAGAGUCAGAUCUGAUGGUUAUAUGGCGAGAGGAACCUCCGUCCAUUUCUCGUGCCUUCCAUGUUAAGACCAUGGAUUCCAGCAAGUAUCUCCGCUUUUUGGUUGCUGGGAUUAUCCAGGCUCAGGGGAAUGCUUUCGUUAAAUCUCGAUCCCUGGUCAACGAAUACACCUGCAGCAGCAUCACGGUGUUCUCGUCCGUUUCCCCUGCAUGCUCCAUCGACAGAUAUAACCAGUGGUUGCGUGUUAUCGCGAGGUUGACCCUGGGCACGAUCACCCAGUCCGUAGUAUGGUGAGUUGUCAAGAGUCAUCUUGCAAUGAGCCUUUUGUCGUCUACGUGGCGUCUAGGUACAGUGAGAAACGUAGUUGACGGCCUGGGCUAGUGGUGAAGCUCAAGCUUGGGAUUGAAAUGUUGUCGUGAGGUUAUCAACAACAGCCAUUCCCAAAAGGAACCAUCGCGCCCAAAGGAAGGCGGCUCUGGGACUUGGUAUCAGAGCAUCAGACGCUGAUACCAAAGGGUAGUUUUUUCACGCAUACAAGGAUAUAACGGUGGAUGAAAUGGAAUACCUGACAAGCUUGUAAAUCAACGAAAUACGGAGACUAUGCAACUUCAUCAAUAUGAGCGUAGGAUAAAACGCAUAACGCUCCUUAUACGACGUUGCAAUGUCACUGUCUAAAGAGAUAAUCCAUUUCAUAUUCAGACAUAAAAUUUCAGCGAUUGCUGGCUAGUUACUUUGUCAAAAGACAAGUAGCAGUAAAAAAGAAGGAAAAAACAAGGGGAAAUACUCGUUUAGCAUCGUUAACGUCGUAGUGGUUAGUUAAUAUACUUGGAUAAGGGCCGCCGUGUGUCAAGCGCUGUAUUUGGAGUAAUAUCUCUCGAUAUCAAACCGAGGAACAAGGAGGAAAUAUAAAGCUUCUGGGUUUUUGAUAACUAGUUGUCAUGGUAUGAUUGGUCUGUCGUUUGAAGGUCACAUGCAUGUGCAUGGGUUAUGUUAGAUGACUUGCUGGUCGACGAGAUUCAGCGUGCCAAAGCAUCCCUUGCCAGCUGGUCCGCUUCCCGAUUGUGUUCUCUGCGGACGUUCCAGAAGUACACCUUGACAUGGAAUUCGGCAAGCUCACGAACGCGCCAGGAGAGUUCCUUGAACAGGUAAUGGUUGGUAACCUGCUGGCCGUCCGCGUUGAUGUAGCCGUUUGCUUCCCACCUGUCAACCCACUGGGUCAGCCCGUUGACCAUGUAUGCAGAGUCCGUUUUGAUUAUAACUUCGGUCAGUGAUUCUCCAUCGACACCGUAAUCAUUGAUCUCCCUGGCGGCAUCGAGUCCAUAAAUGCCUGCCGCCAAUUCCGCCUUUUGGUUGGUUGCCCAUGAUGAAUCGAGCUGCAUAGAAGCGUUGUAGUCAGAUUUAUUGCCCACAUAGACCCCGAUGGCAGCUCGGGGGGCGGUCGCUCCAUUCUCCCUACAUGCUCCGUCAACUGCGAUGAUAAUCGAUCUUAGAUUAGGCUCCAGCUUCGAGUAACGUCGGGACAGUGAAGUCGCACGGGUGGUGAAGACCAUGUCUUCGACUGGGAACUCUAUCAGGGACGGUUGGACAUCUUGUCCGUACAUUCUCUGAGGCUCGAAUUUCCAGCAUGGGAUUGAUGUGCGUCUAGCGCCCCUAGCACCGCCUCGAUGCGCACUAGACAUCUUGUCUUAACGGUGGUGACUAAGAAACAGAUUAUGUACUCCGUACGCCGAUGUGAGCAGAGAGGCAACGAAAAGAGGCGUUGUGGAUGGGCUGUUGACGCCGGGUUGACGCUGGACUGAAGUUGUCACUCAACUCUCAGUCCUCGAAUCUCCAAAAACCUGUUUCCCCAAAUUGGAAAGGGGACUGACGCCUCCAGGGCUGAUGUUAGAUCACGUGAAAGUAAUAUGUGAUGGGUCUCAAGAGACAUCAAAUCUCAUUUCUAUAAAUAAGAGCUGAUAGGCACGAGGUGGAGUAAUACGAGGGACAAAGACAUGUGUCCGCUAAGUGGAAAGAAAGAAUGAUAGAAGCCAGUAAAAGCCAGCACGAGGGUUUGAUAACUAUUAUAUGCCGCUUUUGCAAACAAGUAUUCCGCUCAUAUGAGAAUGCAAA
Trichophyton rubrum CBS 118892 is the source of this 12934-nucleotide messenger RNA. RefSeq lists its product as uncharacterized. Gene Ontology annotation, cellular component: nucleus; transcription factor TFIIIB complex; transcription preinitiation complex. Gene Ontology annotation, molecular function: RNA polymerase III type 3 promoter sequence-specific DNA binding; TBP-class protein binding; RNA polymerase III general transcription initiation factor activity. The record is from RefSeq and is a predicted model, not a curated record. Gene Ontology annotation, biological process: DNA-templated transcription initiation; transcription by RNA polymerase III; transcription preinitiation complex assembly. Lineage: Eukaryota; Fungi; Ascomycota; Eurotiomycetes; Onygenales; Arthrodermataceae. The coding region runs from base 993 to 2984 and encodes 663 amino acids. The transcript has 2 exons.